GUUACUCAUCUUUUUUUUGUUUACACUUUGUCUCAAAUGAAUCGAUCAGCUGGUUAACCGAUUUUCUCAUUUUUUUUUUGUUCUUUCAUCUGAUUAGUUAAUUUCUUUUUUCUUGUUUUAAUUGUCGUGAAUUUUGUUAAUUAAUGGAUUACAAAUCUUUGAUUAACUUAUCUUUCCAGAAAAAUAUAAUUACUUUUAAUUUAGCUGAUUGGGAAUCUUUAAUUUUCCAAUGUUUUGUUUUGUUAAUUGUUUUGAUUGUGACAAUAUUUUGUUUCCAUUUUAUUAAAUGUUUAGAUUGUGAUUUAAGUUUACGAUUUAAUGAGAUUUAUUUUGAUUACUUUCAAUCAGGAAAUUUAUCAAUUCCUGGUAAGAUAAUUUGGAUUACUGGAGCUUCGAGCGGAAUUGGUGAGGCUUUGGCCUACCAAUUGGCCCAAUUUGGAGUUAAAUUGAUCAUCUCUGGACGGAAUGACAAUCGACUUGAAAGAGUCAAGAAAAACCUACAAUUAAAAGGUUGCCACGAGAAUGAUAUUCUCGUGGUUAAAUUUGAUCUGAGGGAUCGAGAAGCUCAUCAGCCCGCUUUAAAUUUAAUAUUGGAAAAAUUUGGAAAUGUCGAUAUAUUUGUUAACAAUGCCGGUACUAGUCAGCGAUCUCGAUUCGAGUUAAUUGAAUCAAGGGUUGAUCAAGAUCUAUUUGAAAACAAUGUCUUCGGUGGGGUCAGUUUAACACGAUUACUUGUUAAACAUUGGUACUCGAAAAAUUUGGCCGGACAUGUAGUAGUGACCAGUAGUAUCGUCGGUAAAGCUGCCCUACCCGAAUGUGCCUCAUACACCGCAUCUAAACACGCUUUACAUGGUUACUAUGAAUGUCUUAGGUACGAAGCGGCAUCUAAAGGAAUCAAGGUAACAAUGAUCUGUAGUGGUCCAGUUAAAACGGAAAUAUCGACUGUCUCUUACACAGGAGUUUACGGUCAACCUUUGGGAAUAAUUUUACCAGAAAAUUCAAGCCGAAUGGAUCCAAAUCGACACGGGAAAUUAAUGUUAAUCGCAAUAGAAUUACAACUUGAAGAAAGCUGGAUAACAAUACAACCAUUUCUUUGGUACUGUUAUGCUCACCAAUAUUUUCCCACUUUAAGUAAACGUUGGUUAAUACCAAUGGCAAAUAAAUUAUCACAAUCUCGUGACAAUUAACCAAACAAACCAACAAAACUCAAACCCAAAUCCAAACCCCUAAACAAUAAACAAUAAACACCAACAAAAACAAAACCAAUUUGAAACAAAAACCAAACAAACCAAACGAACCAACGAACCAACAAAAACAAGUCCAUCCAAAUGGUGACCGAUGAAAGAGACACAAAAACCAAACCGAAACCCAAAGAAAUCACCAAUCAAUCUCUAAUUACAAUCAAACAAAAGUAACAAUUAAAACCCUUUCCCCAGAAAGGAUUAUCAUCAAAUGAACCGCUAGAGUAAAUGAGUAAAUAGAAGGCGCUGUUCCUCAGCUGUUGUCAGAAGCAUAAGCUCAGCUUUGAGCAAUUGGAGUCAUUUGAUUCACUUUGUUUCUAAUUAAAUUUAGUUGAUUUUCUCUUUUUUUUUGUUAAUAAAAAUAAUAAAACAUUUAAUUCACCACUUA
This is a messenger RNA of Panonychus citri (citrus red mite), 1629 nucleotides long. RefSeq names its product dehydrogenase/reductase SDR family member 7-like. Gene Ontology annotation, molecular function: oxidoreductase activity. The transcript has 4 exons. NCBI's taxonomy places the organism in Eukaryota, Metazoa, Arthropoda, Arachnida, Trombidiformes, Tetranychidae. Bases 144 to 1187 code for a protein of 347 amino acids. The record is from RefSeq and is a predicted model, not a curated record.